AUGGACGCUGGCAAUGGUGGUGGUGCGUAUAUUCCACGACGAAAGCGACGACGUGCAGGUCUUUCUUCCUCUGCAAUAGGAUCGCAAGCCAACUGCUCUAUUGGUAGCUUGAUAGAUGAAGCGUCGGCAGAGCAGGAGGCAUCUUGGGUGCGUCAAGAACAAGGGAUCGUAGUCGAAGGAGAUCACCCGAUCCCGCCUCCAAUACUCAGUUUUGAUGAGCUUGCGCUGUCUCCAGACGCCAUAUCGGUAUUGCGAUCGCGUGGGGUGACGACGCCAUCAGCUGUGCAGGCUCAGGCUCUUCCGUGCAUUUUCCAAGGCCGCGACGUGGUCGCUCUGGCACCUACUGGCAGCGGGAAAACGCUGUGCUACAUUCUCCCGUUAUUCAAUUUGUUGCAACGACUGCAUCAGCAAGCUGGACCUGCACUGGGAACAAACUCGUCGAUGGUAUUGAUGCCAACAGCACCUUGUGCGUUAGUUAUUGUGCCGACACGAGAGCUUGUCGACCAGGUGGUGCAAGAUCUCGCGGCAUUCUUUCCUCGCCGAACGACUCCACCAGUCGUUGGUGUUUGUGGUGGCAUUGCAGUCGUUGAGCAACUCUCUCUACUACAACAACGUGGUAGUGAUGUAACGGUACUGGUCGCAACACCCGGGAGAUUACUGCAUCUUGCGCAGCGUCAUGGCGUAACGUUGUCGCUUGGACAGAUGUCUCUACUUGUAGUCGACGAAGUGGACCGCGUGCUUGAAACGCCUGAGAUGGAAAUACAGCUACGCGAGAUCCUGCAGCUCGCGAACAGUGCUGGACGGCAGACGCUGUUGUGUUCAGCAACUUUGCCUGUCUUUUUGCCGCGACUGGCACGUUCAGCAGUGCUUCGACCCGUCACGAUUUACGUCGACGUGGCGAAUAUACCAAGCCAGACUCCAUCCACGUUGAGCUCUGGUACGAAAGAGUCUUCAGCUGUCAGGCUGGCACACUCCACAACGUCAAAGGUAGUUCAUGAUGUGCAGUUCAUGCGCGCUGCAACGAAACAGGCUCGGCUGCUUGGAGUGCUGCGUGCCACAAAGCAACCGCCAGUGUUGGUCUUUUGCAACACGCGCUCAAGCGUUGAGUGCGUAACUCGCUUGUUACAGGAUGAGCAGUUCCACGUCGCACCGCUACACGGCGGGCAGUCCCAAGGUUAUCGCACCCAAGCGUUACGCGCUUUCCGAGCAGGCUACGUCGAUGUCUUGGUGGCAACGGACGUGGCUUCUCGAGGACUUGAUUUUCCCGACGUCGGAACUGCUGUGCUGUUUGACAUCCCGAACACGAUCGAAGACUACAUGCACCGCUGUGGCCGUGUAGGCAGACAUACGAAGGAUGGUCCAGGAGGUUCUGACGCCGCUGGAAAGGUGACGUCGUUUCUCACGCGUGAGUGCACCAUUGCUAUGGAGUUAAAGCAGGUGCUGCUCGCAGCUAGACAGUCUGUACCGCGUGAGCUGAACAUGCCGAGGAUCUUUCAACCAGUCGAUACGCUUACGUCAGAGCACAAGCGGUAG
Molecule: messenger RNA, 1533 nt
Organism: Peronospora matthiolae
Lineage: Eukaryota; Oomycota; Peronosporomycetes; Peronosporales; Peronosporaceae
Source: the annotation of a GenBank genome assembly